This is a messenger RNA of Coccidioides immitis RS, 1229 nucleotides long. RefSeq lists its product as uncharacterized. NCBI's taxonomy places the organism in Eukaryota, Fungi, Ascomycota, Eurotiomycetes, Onygenales, Onygenaceae. The transcript has 3 exons. Gene Ontology annotation, molecular function: protein binding. The record is from RefSeq and is a predicted model, not a curated record. The coding region runs from base 252 to 1229 and encodes 325 amino acids.
CGACGGCGGGCUUUACUUCAGCUCACUGGAUCUCAUUCCAACCUGUCUUUGUCAAUUAUACGAUGCUUACCUCGAGCGUUGCAUUGAACGGAUAUAUCGGUGUGGAUGAUCGGAUCUAGUGGCCUAGCAAUUCUACAAAAAUUGACCUCGUCCAUUGUAUCUGAUUCCCUCCCCUCACUUUGAACUCCAGAUUCCCCGGAAGCUGCAACAGUACGGGUCAAGGGUAGCUACAUAGUCCACAUAAAGUGAAGAUGGAACAAAAUGACAGCCUUGCAAAGGUCACGAUCUGUGCAUUGCCCAACGAGAUCCUUUACUGCAUCCUAGAGCACCUGUGGACAGAAGAGAUAGUCCAUCUGUCUACAGUUUCUCGACGGUUUUAUGCGGUCGUCGCCAGCACGGUGCGUCAACGACUUUGUACCAUGGUAGGCCUGGAAAAGCUUUGGGUCGGCCUCAUAUACUAUCCCCCGCAACAAGGCUUCAGCUCGUUGCUCUUCUGCCGGUACCUCGGCAAGAGAACACUGGAAGGAACAUACCACAAAGGAGAACUGUACACCGAUAGCCGUCAAUUCACCAUGGGUUACUCACGGUUUUGUCCUGAGCCCCAAAAGAGGGCCGGUAAGGAGAACACAGAUGCAUCGACCAACCAUGAGGAACAUAGCGCUCAGGGUUCAUCUGACGAGCCUUCUGCCGCCGUCCCCAGGCCCUUUGUGAGAUGGCUUACCACUCUAGAUGAUUUCGAGCCGUUUUCUCAGCUUUGCGUUGACACUCAUCUCUUCUGGAAGUAUACCGAUUCGCAAUGGAAAACAAAUCAGGCGCAUAUUGAAGACGGGACGGCGAGGUUCUGGCGCAAGUGGCUGGAUGAUCAGCUGGAGGCACAUUACUCUCGUCCGCCAACUGACGAGCCGCAAGUGCUUGAUAAUUUCAACACGGCAUGUUCAACGGAGCCCGAUCCCGAAGGAGAGCGGAUCAUUUGGGUAGGAACGAAUGAAGACAUUGGCUUGAAGCUCCGGGUGAUGGAUAAAGCCCAGGAUGAUCCCUUCGGGGAAUCGGCAAGUUAUGAGCUGCUGUUUGAAGAGAUCCUUAUUCGAAACAACCGAUUGCUCCUUGCUCUCGAGCGUACCCAAAAAGCAACCGAACGGUUCAUGCGCGAUACCUACCGUUACUUUUCGUUGAACAGCAGCCUUGGGCCUCCAGGCCAUGCGGGAAACUAUCUGGUCCCAUACAUUUGA